AUGUUUUCUUUUUUUUUUUUUUAUGUAAAUUUUGAUUUAAUUUUUUUUUUUGUGUGUGAUAAAAAUAACGCCUCACAUUUGCUCAUUAUUUUGUGUUUUGGUUAUAUAUAUACAAAGGGAAAAAAAAUGCAAAUUCGCUCUAAAAAUAUAUUACGUGCCAUAUUGAUAGGAUCAAUAUAUUUUUUUGGUUUAAUAGCGGUUGAUGCUUUAAAGGUUGGAGUGGCUCCAUUUCCCGAACCGGACCGUUUUGCUAUGAUGUCGGCCAUUGUGGAAGAAAUGCACCUGCGUGGCCACGAUGUGACUGUUUACGUUCCUGGGUCCUUUAUGAAUGAAUGUCACAAGGUUGCAGGAUGCGAGUGUAUCUCGAUUGGUAUUUACAAUGAAGCCUACACGAAGAAAAAUGAACCGAGCGGAAUCUUUUCUGAUUUAAUUAUUUCUGUUUCAGGGGAUCACCCCAAAAAAAACUUUAACAAUUUUUUUGCUUUGGCAUUUAAAAUGACUUUAGAAAAAAAUCUUUUAUUACCUGAUGCUGUUAUAGUGGAUAUUGAAACAUGGGGUGCGGACAGUGUUGCCCGGAGCUUGCGAAUCCCAACCGUUUUCCUUUGGUCUUCAAGGCAUUGGCCAUCUCAGAUGAAUCCCUCUUUUCCUUCUCAUGGAAGUGGAUUGGGUCUCCGUAUGAGUGAAAUAGAGAGACUUAAAAACUAUUUUUUCCAGCGAUUAAAUCACUUUGUGACAAGGCUUCGGAACACGAAAGUUGACAAUUCCUAUGAAUCCUUUGAGACUCUCUUGUAUGGACGACAUAUAGUCGCACCUUUUGUUUUCGGUUUGGAUAUGUCUCAGCCUUUUUGCCCUAACAUUCACUCGGUUGGGUUUCUGAUUCCUCGCAGUAGAGAAAUGACAUCCAUCAAUAGCAGUUUGAUGUCGUGGAUGAAUGGAUGCACAGAAGGUAUUCUUUAUAUAAACUUGGGGUCCAUCUCUCACUUUUCUACUGAAUGGACAAAGGGUUUAUACGAAUCUAUUGACAAGUUUACUAAGAAGGGAUUAAUGUGUGUUUUGUGGGAGGUUUCUGAUAAUCGGCGCCCCCCAUUGGUGGGUAAAAAGAAUGGCGUCCGUUUUCGAUUAUCUCCAUUUUUUUCAUUUUCAAGACUUUUAAUUUUGCAUCAUAAAAACACGAAAAUCUUUUUAACAAAUUGUGGCGGUAAUUCAGUUUAUGAAGCUGUGGAGAGUGGUGUUCCAAUAUUGGGUUUGGGGUUUCUCCCUAAUGAAAUGGACAUGUGUGCAAGGGCACAAGAUGCUGGAAUAGGUGUGGCAUUGGAUAAACUUGUCUUAAAUUCCUCCCAAUUUAUUAAUGAAGUGACGCAGUUAAAAAACAACCAAAAGAUCCUUGGCAACCUUAUGAAAAUCAAGCGAAUGGGAUAUCUGUUGGGGGGAUCACGAAAAGCAGCUGAAGUUGUUGAAUUCGUUGCUUCUCUCGAUGCUAAUAGUGUAGGUUUUUUCUGUCCUUUUACACAGUUACCUUUUAUUGAGCGACAUGAUUUGGAUGUUUUUUUUAUUCUGAGUGGAAUAGUUUCCGUUAUUAUAUUCCUUACAAUAAAUAUAGUUUGCUGCAGAAAAUCUGUAGAGGGGUCCCACAAAAAACAGAAUUGA
Molecule: messenger RNA, 1647 nt
Organism: Trypanosoma cruzi
Lineage: Eukaryota; Euglenozoa; Kinetoplastea; Trypanosomatida; Trypanosomatidae
Product: UDP-glucoronosyl and UDP-glucosyl transferase, putative
Exons: 1
Coding region: 1-1647 (548 amino acids)
Molecular function (GO): UDP-glycosyltransferase activity
Source: RefSeq, a predicted model, not a curated record